Eurytemora carolleeae is the source of this 3242-nucleotide messenger RNA. It is a transcript of the gene Gprk1, whose product is annotated as G protein-coupled receptor kinase 1. The transcript is spliced from 23 exons. Bases 1 to 2556 code for a protein of 851 amino acids. Gene Ontology annotation, molecular function: ATP binding; G protein-coupled receptor binding; G protein-coupled receptor kinase activity. Gene Ontology annotation, biological process: G protein-coupled receptor signaling pathway; regulation of signal transduction; protein phosphorylation. The record is from RefSeq and is a predicted model, not a curated record. Lineage: Eukaryota; Metazoa; Arthropoda; Copepoda; Calanoida; Temoridae.
AUGGUUCUGCAGCCCUGUGGCUGCACAACCAUUUAUUGUAUAGAAGUAUAUUCUAAGACACCCUUUAUAGAAGUAUAUUCCGAGACACCCUGUGUAGAAGUAUAUUCUAAGACACCCUGUAUAGAAGUGUAUUCCAAGACACCCUGUUCAGUAGUAUAUUCCAAGACACCCUGUACAGUAGUAUAUUCCAAGACACCCUGUAUAUACGUGUAUUCCAAGACACCCUGUAUAGACGUGUAUUCCAAGACACCCUGUACGGUAGUAUAUUCCAAGACACCCUGCAUAGACGUGUAUUCCAAGACACCCUGUAUAGACGUGUAUUCCAAGACACCCUGUAUAGAAGUGUAUUCCAAGACACCCUGUAUAGAAGUGUAUUUCAAGACACUCUGUAUAGACGUGUAUUCCAAGACACCCUGUAUAGAAGUGUAUUCCAAGACACCCUGUAUAGAAGUGUAUUCCAAGACACCCUGUAUAGAAGUGUAUUCCAAGACAGCCUGUAUAGAAGUGUAUUCCAAGACACCCUGUAUAAAAGUGUACUCCAAGACACCCUGUACAGUAGUUUAUUCCAAGACACCCUGUAUAGAAGUGUAUUCCAAGACACCCUGUAUAGAUGUGUAUUUCAAGACACCCUUUAUAGACGUGUAUUCCAAGACACCCUGUACUGAAGUAAGUUAUGAAUGUUCAACAGGAGAAAUAUCAUUCGAUAAAAUAUUCAACCAGAGGCUGGGGUACUUACUCUUUAAGGAUUUCUGUAAUAACGUGGCCCAUGAACAAGUAACUCAGUUUAAAUUCUACGAGGAAAUUAGAAAGUUCGAGAAGAUUGACAGCAACGACGACCGCAAGAAAAAAGCGCGGGAAAUCUACGACACGUUCAUAAUGCGGGAACUACUUUCAAAUUCAGGGCUUUACUCUAAAGAUUCAGCAGAAAAUGUACAAAAACUUCUUCAACAGGUUGAGGUUCCCCAGAAUCUGUUUGACUCGUAUAUUGAGGAGAUAUUAUCCUACCUCAGAGGAGAUAUUUUUAAUAGAUAUGUAGACAGUGAUAAAUUUACCAGGUUCUGUAUGUGGAAAAACCUAGAGCUAAAUAUUCAACUCACAAUGAACGAUUUCUCAGUGCAUCGUAUAAUUGGUCGGGGUGGGUUCGGAGAGGUUUAUGGAUGCAGGAAAGCAGAUACCGGGAAAAUGUAUGCAAUGAAGUGUCUGGACAAGAAGCGGAUUAAGAUGAAACAGGGAGAAACAUUGGCGUUGAACGAGAAUGUUAUGCUUUGUUUAGUAUCUACAGGUCAUGACUGUCCGUUUAUUGUGUGUAUGACCUACGCGUUCCAUACUCCAGACAAACUCUGCUUUAUUCUUGAUCUCAUGAACGGAGGAGACCUUCACUACCAUCUCUCACAGCACGGUGUAUUUAACGAGAAUGAGAUGAAGUUCUACGCAGCUGAAGUAAUUCUUGGUCUUGAUCAUAUGCAUAGAAGAUCGAUUGUAUACCGGGAUCUUAAACCUGCAAACAUUUUGCUGGAUGAAAGUGGUCACGUGAGAAUAUCCGAUCUGGGACUAGCCUGCGAUUUCAGUAAAAAGAGACCGCAUGCCUCUGUUGGAACACAUGGAUACAUGGCCCCAGAGGUUCUAUCUAAAGGAACUGCGUAUGACUCCAGUGCUGAUUGGUUCAGCUUCGGUUGUAUGCUUUAUAAAUUACUCAAGGGGCAUAGUCCUUUCAGACAGCAUAAGACAAAGGUUGGUUUAAAGACUUCUUCCCGUUUUUUCUUAAAAUAUCUAAUUGUUGUUGUUGAUGACAAUGAUAAAGACCGAGGCAUAUACAGGGAUAAGGAGGGGGCUAUUAGAGAUGUGGAUAAACGAUUAGGCUGUUGUGGGAAAGGAGCAGAAGAAUUAAAAUCUCAUCCAUUCUUUUCAGGAGUGGAUUGGACACAGGUUUACCAGCAGAAGUAUCCCCCGCCGUUGAUCCCUCCAAGGGGAGAGGUAAACGCUGCAGAUGCAUUCGACAUUGGAUCCUUUGAUGAAGAGGAUACCAAAGGAAGAGGAAACCUUAAAUAUCUCUACUUUAUGACUUCUUACAUUUACAUAUUGUUGCAGGUGGCUGAGACUGUAUUUGACACAAUCAAUAACGACUACGACAAGAAGGAACAGAACAGACGGAAACCAAAGUCCAAGUUUGGAUCAGAUGAGAAGGAAUCUGAUAUUCUACUUUAUGGUUACCUCAAAAAAUUGGGUGGUCCGUUUGCACAGACCUGGCAGACACGAUACGCCAAGCUAUAUCCCAAUAGGCUGGAACUACAUUCUGAUAACAAUAAGCCAGAGUUGAUAUUUAUGGAGCAAAUUGAAGAUGUCAAUACAGAACUUCAACAGGUUAAAAGUGAACAGAGUAUCAUUCUGCGGACUAAAGAGGGUAAAAUCGUCCUCACCAACUCGGACGAAAUUGGGCUAAAAGAAUGGUCAAUGCAGCUGUUAAAAACCCUACGGGACUCCAAGGAGCUUCUUUCUGGCUUGAGAAAAGCGGGAAAAAUUUACGGAACACGAGACGGUAGUUUACCUACAAACUAGAACAAUCCACCGCGGCAUUCGUGAACAUGAUUUCCCGCGUCUUUGCAAAAUGUUUAUAAAGAUGGCCGAUAGAAAAGACAGUUCAAAUAAUCUAUGUCAAUAAUUAGGUUCCCUACAGUCAAAUUUGUGCUUCCCCCUUUCCUCCCCCCCCCCCCCCAUCCCAUCCAUUCAUCCUAAAUUCUCUAGUUGCCUGUUUUUGUGCCAAAAUAGUUGUUUGUUAGAUUUUCACCUUCUAAAAUUCAUAUUGUUUUUCAAAAACAAUCAAGUCUUACAUAAACUUAAUAUUCUUAAACUUUCCAUUUUUCCAUUUACAAAUGUAAAAUAAUUCCUAGCUUUAAUCCAAUGUAUCAAUUUACACUUUUACAAAGCAAUAUGUACUUUUAUGAGUUAUGACGAUCUGUAUGUUAACGGCUGGCUGAUUAGACUGUUACAUUGUGGGUUAAUCAAUCAUCCAGUUAGUCGGUCAGUUAGCUGAUCUAUUAAGUUGGUCUGUUUGAGGUUCCGUCAGUUUGUUGGCUUAGUGAUGAUUGUGUCGGUGGGUCAACCUGUCAGCUGCAUAGUAAAACAGUCAGCUUGUCAGUAAGUCCGUUAGUGGGUCAGCUAGUCCAUUGCAGGUCUGCUAGUCUGCCAAUCCCAAUCAUUAUUAUUUAUGGUCCCUCAUGUUCAAAUGAAAUAUUGUCUUAAGA